AUGUCUCCGCAAGACAACCCGGGCCGCCCGGCCAACGACAAGCCUGAAGGCUUGUCCAAGUAUCUGAAGCGCAUGAAGACCGUACUGCGCCCACGCUCCGGCUCUAAGCGUCAAUCAAUGACUACCGUCCUCGAUGUCGGCCAAUCCAGCACUGCAGCAACCCCAGCCAUAGACCCGACCCCAAAGCCAGUGGUCGAACAACCCGCUAUGCUGGCCGACUAUAGCGUUACGCAGCAGGAAAAGGCCCGCUCUCUCUUCUCUAAGUACGGCCUCACCCUCGAGCCUGGCGAGUGGAAGUCUCCUUCCGAUCUGCAACUCGCCCGAGUCACCAAGCCGAUUCGCAUGCGCGUACGCCGCACUUGUCACCGCUGCGACACCACAUUUGGCCCGGACAAAGUCUGUAUCAAUUGCCAACACCCACGCUGCAAGAAGUGCCCGAGAUUCCCACCGCACGAGCAAGGCAAGGAUGCAGAGCAGCCGCGUACCCCCAAGCCGCCUAAGAUCGCCGAGAUCCGCGCCCUCCAGCGUGGUCCAUCGCUCACCCAGCACUUCAAGUUGACUGGCGAUCCUAGUGCGCCGCUGAAGGUGCAGUCCCGCUCCGGUGGUCAGGAUCUGAUCCGCAAGACUGUGAGGCAGCGUGUGCGAAGACACUGCCAUUCUUGUGGGACGACCUUUGGCGGCGGGUCCAAGGAAUGCGAGAAUUGCAAGCAUGUCCGCUGCAAAAAGUGUCCCCGCGACCCAGCCAGGCUGGACAAACACCCCGAUGGCUAUCCUGGCGAUGUCGACCCGCCGCCAGAGCCGCUGAAGCUGAAGGCCGAUCGGACCUACAGAAAACCUCGUCAUCGAGUCCAUUACAUAUGCCAUGUCUGCGAUACGGGAUAUAAUGAGGGAGCGAAGACUUGUGGGAAGUGUGGCCAGGCGAAGUGUGCGGAAACUAGACGAAUUCCGCCAAAGAAAGUCAAACGAGAACCGGACCCCGAAGUCCUACGGCGCGUCGAGGACAAAAUCGCAGCCUUGAAUAUCCAG
Messenger RNA from Penicillium atrosanguineum, 1026 nucleotides. RefSeq lists its product as uncharacterized. The annotation marks the transcript as partial. The transcript is spliced from 3 exons. The record is from RefSeq and is a predicted model, not a curated record. NCBI's taxonomy places the organism in Eukaryota, Fungi, Ascomycota, Eurotiomycetes, Eurotiales, Aspergillaceae.